CCGACGGCAUUAAAUUGUAAACAUUAGCAGCCCGGGACUCUCCUCUCUCUCUCUCUGUCUGUCGGGAUGGAAAUAUAAAGGUCAACCCCAAGGUGUGGGACCAAACAUUGUUCUUCAGUGCAUGGACGCAAAGCCAAUGCGCAGGCCCUGUUCAGACCUGGUAUUAACAUGCGUCCUGAGUGAUGGGAUCACAAGUGGACAGCUCUAAGUUCAGGGUCACCAGCGCACGCCAAGACGCCACUGGAAUGGACAUCACCAGCCGCUGUACUCUGGGGGACCCCAACAAGCUCCCUGAAGGGGUCCCCCAGCCUGCACGCAUGCCCUAUGUCUCGGACAAACACCCACGGCAGACCCUGGAGGUGAUCAACCUGUUGAGAAAACACCGCGAGCUCUGCGACGUGGUGCUGGUGGUGGGCGCCAAGAAGAUUUACGCUCACCGCGUGAUCCUGUCCGCCUGCAGCCCUUACUUCAGGGCGAUGUUCACUGGAGAGCUGGCAGAGAGCAGGCAGACUGAAGUGGUUAUCCGCGACAUCGAUGAGAGAGCCAUGGAGCUGCUCAUUGACUUUGCCUACACCUCACAGGUGACGGUAGAGGAGGGGAACGUCCAGACGCUGCUGCCCGCAGCCUGCCUUCUCCAGCUGGCUGAGAUCCAGGAGGCCUGCUGCGAGUUCCUCAAGAGGCAGUUGGAUCCCUCCAACUGUCUGGGCAUCAGGGCCUUUGCGGACACACACUCCUGCCGCGAGCUGCUCCGCAUUGCAGACAAGUUCACCCAGCACAAUUUUCAGGAGGUAAUGGAAAGUGAAGAGUUCAUGCUGCUGCCUGCCAACCAGUUGAUCGACAUCAUUUCCAGCGAUGAGCUGAACGUGCGGAGCGAGGAGCAGGUUUUCAACGCUGUGAUGGCCUGGGUGAAAUACAGCAUCCAGGAACGCAGACCACAGCUACCCCAGGUCCUGCAGCAUGUCCGCCUGCCACUGCUCAGCCCCAAGUUCCUGGUGGGCACCGUUGGGUCGGACCCUCUCAUUAAGAGUGACGAGGAGUGCAGAGACCUGGUUGAUGAGGCCAAGAAUUACCUGCUGCUGCCGCAGGAGAGGCCACUGAUGCAGGGCCCCAGAACCCGGCCGAGGAAACCCAUUCGCUGUGGAGAGGUACUCUUCGCAGUUGGUGGCUGGUGCAGCGGCGACGCCAUCUCCAGCGUGGAGCGUUACGACCCGCAGACCAACGAGUGGCGGAUGGUAGCGUCGAUGAGUAAACGGCGGUGUGGAGUCGGCGUCAGCGUUCUGGAUGACUUGCUGUACGCGGUUGGAGGACAUGAUGGCUCGUCGUACCUCAACUCCGUGGAGAGAUACGAUCCGAAGACCAAUCAGUGGAGCAGUGAUGUGGCCCCCACAAGCACUUGUCGUACCAGCGUUGGGGUGGCUGUCCUCGGUGGUUAUUUGUACGCUGUAGGGGGACAGGAUGGGGUUUCCUGUCUCAACAUUGUAGAAAGGUAUGAUCCCAAGGAGAACAAAUGGACUCGUGUGGCCUCCAUGAGCACCAGGCGACUGGGUGUAGCUGUCGCUGUGCUCGGGGGCUUCCUGUAUGCCGUAGGAGGGUCCGAUGGGACGUCGCCAUUAAAUACAGUGGAACGCUACAACCCUCAAGAGAACCGCUGGCACACGGUGUCUCCCAUGGGAACCAGGAGGAAGCACCUCGGCUGUGCCGUCUACCAGGACAUGAUCUACUCGGUCGGAGGCAGAGACGACACCACGGAGCUGAGCAGCGCAGAGCGAUACAACCCGAGGACGAACCAGUGGUCUCCGGUAGUGGCCAUGACGUCCAGACGGAGCGGGGUGGGCUUGGCUGUGGUAAACGGUCAGCUGAUGGCAGUGGGAGGCUUUGAUGGGACGACGUAUCUCAAAACUAUAGAAGUGUACGACCCUGAUGCCAACACAUGGAGGUUGUACGGAGGAAUGAACUACCGCCGGCUAGGUGGGGGGGUGGGCGUCAUUAAAAUGACUCACUGUGAAUCUCACAUAUGGUAACACCAACCCCCCCACCACCACCCACCCACACACACACACACACACACACACACACACUACACACACACUCUCUCACACUACUCAUCACGUUGCAAUGGAUGCCUCUUUUCACCGACUCCCGUGCCUCUGAAAGAGACGCCGUAAUUGACGCGAGGACGAGAAAGACAUGGGGGGGUCGGGAGGGGGAGACGAGACGGAGAGAGGAACAAACUUUUGAACUCUAGCUCAUCCCUCAACCCCCACGCUGAGGUCAUUGGAAGACCCUGGUCGUCUUCAUCGAUUGGUCACCACGAAGUGCACUGAGAGCAGAAGUCUACCAUUAAGCUUCCAGUUUGGAGCGGACGGUCCUUCUCCUGGGACGUCUCCAAGCCUCUCGGUCUGGGACAUUUGAUUCGGCGCGAGCGAUGGAACUUAACAAAGAUUGCUGCUGGGGGGAGAUUAGCUUACAUUUCUGAGAUUUCCAAGAAGGUCAAGCAUCAGGUCACUGGUAGAGGGCUUUUCUUUUCAGUCUGUGGAAGCCUCGAUCACUUUUCCUUGUCUUAAAAUUGCACCACGGGGACAAAUAAAGUGUUUUAUUUUUUUUUUUAUCUGAAUCUUGAAA
Sebastes umbrosus (honeycomb rockfish) is the source of this 2622-nucleotide messenger RNA. RefSeq names its product kelch-like family member 20 (gene klhl20). The record is from RefSeq and is a predicted model, not a curated record. Gene Ontology annotation, molecular function: protein binding. The transcript has 15 exons. NCBI's taxonomy places the organism in Eukaryota, Metazoa, Chordata, Actinopteri, Perciformes, Sebastidae. Bases 183 to 2021 code for a protein of 612 amino acids.